Aspergillus japonicus CBS 114.51 is the source of this 547-nucleotide messenger RNA. RefSeq lists its product as uncharacterized. Lineage: Eukaryota; Fungi; Ascomycota; Eurotiomycetes; Eurotiales; Aspergillaceae. The coding region runs from base 193 to 474 and encodes 93 amino acids. The transcript has a single exon. The record is from RefSeq and is a predicted model, not a curated record.
GACAGAUAUGCUUUGCUUGCCCCUGCUGUCCCUGAAAGAGUGUCCCCUGAGAGGGUCAACCCAUAUCUCGUUUCCAGUCCUGACAUUGACAUUCAAUCUCCGAUAAGCCUUGAUGCGGUCUGCUGGCAACGUGGAGGGAGAAAGUAACGAUUAUAUCGGCGGGUGACGUUGGUGACACGAACGAUCCAACGAAUGAGCAGAUCAGCAUUAUCCACAAACGGCCUUGCGAAGAGUCUCUGCAAAUACGCAAUGCGCGAUGCGCGGAAAGAAGAGGAGGGCAACAAACGAGAUGAAGUCUACUUUGAGCUUCUGAAAUCGAUAUCCCCAAACGAGAUGCAGUCGGCUGGAUGUUCUGGUUUGAACCAGCGGAGCCAACCAGAAGGAAGGAAGAAAGGAAGGAAGGAAGGCCAAGAUCACGAACAUGUGACCCAGUUUAUCUGCCUCAGGUCCAUUGCUUGUCUAAACAAAAUGUAAUUACAUAGCUUUUUUGAUGCAACUCCUGCCAAUGCUAUGAUAUCACAAACUCCGAGACCCUUGAGCCAACUAA